This is a messenger RNA of Musca domestica (house fly), 6148 nucleotides long. Its product is annotated as collagen alpha-5(IV) chain. Gene Ontology annotation, molecular function: chitin binding. Bases 30 to 5960 code for a protein of 1976 amino acids. Gene Ontology annotation, cellular component: extracellular region. The record is from RefSeq and is a predicted model, not a curated record. Lineage: Eukaryota; Metazoa; Arthropoda; Insecta; Diptera; Muscidae. The transcript is spliced from 2 exons.
GUAACGAUUUACUUUUCGAACCAAAAACGAUGACAACGAAAGAUAUAUCAAAAUUAUUCCUACUGCUUGUGCUGUCGGCACUGGCCAGUACCCAAGAAAUUGUGGAAAAUGUUCCGUCUGACAAUGCCGCUCAAGGAGGUCUUAAUGGUAUCAACUGCAAUGGCAAGAGCGCAGUCUGCGUAGGUCCUCUGAUGUACAAGGAUUGUGUGGCCGCAGUCGAUGGUCAAACGUACGCUUCUGGCGGUGCCAAGAAAUGUCCGGCCAAUUCACGUUGCAUAAAUGAUGGCGUUGAAGUUUGUGUACCCAUUCGAACAUCAACAGAAGUUCCAUUGGUUGGCAGUGAAAAUAGUUCCACAACAACAACAACAACUACACCCAUUCCCACCAGUGGCCCAAGCAGGUAUCCGGCUUUGCCUGUAGAAUCUUCAGCCGCACCAGAGGCAUCCACUACUGAAGGUCUACCCGUUGUAUCUUCUACUGUAACGGCUCCCGUUGUUACACCUGAGGCUCCCAUCGAAACGACCACAGCUGGUGUUGUUGUCCCCGAAGUACCUGUUGAAACUACUCUGGCUCCUGUUGAUCCAUCGCUGCCCAUUGAAACAACAGUUGCUCCUGAAGUUCCCAUUGAGACUACAGCUGCACCGCUAGAUCCUUCAUUGCCAGCUGAAACUACUGUCGCUCCGGUUGUACCCAGUUCAACAAAUGCUCCUAUUGAUCCAAAUUUGCCCACACUAACAACCACCGAAGUACCAAUUGAUCAGCCCACACUUGCUCCUACUGAUCCGACCGUUCCUGUCGAUCCUAUCGUUCCAGUGGAUCCGGAAACAACAACACAGGGUAGUGUACAGGAAACUACCUUACCUUCAGUUAAUCCAACAUCAGUGCCCGUUGAUCCCAAUCCUGUUGAUCCGAAUGCACCAAUUGAUCCCAACGCACCAGUCGACCCCAAUUUACCUGUCGAUCCCAAUGCCCCAAUCGAUCCUAAUGCACCAGUCGAUCCCAAUGCUCCGGCCGAUCCUAAUGCACCCGUUGAUCCUAACGCACCUGUAGAUCCAAAUGCUCCGGUUGAUCCUAACGCACCAGUCGACCCCAAUGCUCCGGUCGAUCCUAAUGCACCCGUUGAUCCUAACGCACCUGUAAAUCCAAAUGUUCCGGUUGAUCCAAACGCACCAGUCGACCCCAAUGCACCAGUAGAUCCAAAUGUCCCAGUUGAUCCAACAGCACCAGUAUUUCCAACAGAACCAACAGGAACCGUCGAUCCCACUGCACCAGUUGAUCCCAAUGCUCCAGUAGAUCCAACAGCACCAGUAUUUCCGACUGAACCUACCGGAACUGCUGAUCCAAAUGCGCCUGUUGAUCCUAAUGCGCCAUUAGAUCCUAAUGCUCCAGUCGAUCCAAAUGCACCCGUUGACCCUAACGCACCUGUCGAUCCCAAUGCACCAGUCGACCCUAAUGCUCCAGUCGAUCCAAAUGCACCCGUUGACCCUAACGCACCUGUCGAUCCCAAUGCACCAGUCGAUCCUAACGCACCAGUCGAUCCCAACGCACCAGUCGACCCCAAUGCCCCGGUCGACCCCAAUGCCCCGGUCGACCCCAAUGCCCCGGUCGACCCCAAUGCUCCUGUCGAUCCUAAUGCGCCAGUAGAUCCCAACGCACCAGUCGAUCCUAAUGCCCCUGUUGAUCCUAACGCUCCUGUCGAUCCCAAUGCUCCAGUCGACCCCAAUGCUCCUGUCGACCCUAAUGCGCCAGUGGAUCCCAAUGCCCCUGUCGAUCCUAACGCACCAGUCGACCCAAGUGCCCCCGUUGACCCAAAUGUACCAGUGGAUCCCAAUACACCUGUAGAUCCCAAUGUUCCAGUUGAUCCUACUGCGCCAGUAUUACCUACAGAACCAACAGGAACCGUCAAUCCCACUGCACCAAUUGAUCCCAAUGCUCCAGUAGAUCCAACAGCACCAGUAUUUCCGACUGAACCUACCGCAACUGGUGAUCCAAAUGCACCUGUUGAUCCCAAUGCACCAGUCGACCCUAAUGCUCCAGUCGAUCCAAAUGCCCCCGUUGACCCUAACGCACCUGUCGAUCCCAAUGCACCAGUCGACCCUAAUGCUCCAGUCGAUCCAAAUGCCCCCGUUGACCCUAACGCACCUGUCGAUCCCAAUGCACCAGUCGACCCUAAUGCUCCAGUCGACCCCAAUACACCAGUCGAUCCUAACGCACCAGUGGACCCUAACGCCCCUGUCGAUCCCAAUACACCCGUCGAUCCUAACGCACCAGUCGAUCCCAAUGCUCCUGUCGAUCCAAACGCACCUGUGGACCCUAACGCUCCUGUCGAUCCCAACGCACCAGUCGAUCCUAACGCACCAGUUGACCCUAAUGCUCCAGUAGAUCCCAACGCACCAGUUGAUCCUAGUGCACCAGUAGAUCCCAAUGCACCUGUCGACCCAAAUGCACCAGUCGAUCCUACAGCACCAGUAUUUCCGACAGAACCAACCGGAACUAUUGAUCCAAAUGCACCAGUCGAUCCCAAUGCACCUGUCGACCCAAAUGCACCAGUCGAUCCCAACGCACCCGUCGACCCUAAUGCGCCAGUUGAUCCUAACGCACCAGUCGAUCCCAACGCACCAGUAGAUCCCAAUACCCCUGUCGACCCCAAUGCACCAGUAGAUCCCAACGCACCCGUCGACCCUAACGCUCCUGUCGAUCCUAAUGCACCAGUAGAUCCCAACGCACCAGUCGACCCUACUGCGCCGGUUGAUCCUAACGCACCAGUUGAUCCCAAUUCCCCAGUGGACCCCAAUGUUCCAGUCGAUCCUACAGCACCAGUAUAUCCGACAGAACCAACCGGAACAGUUGAUCCAAAUGCACCAGUCGACCCCAAUGCACCUGUCGAUCCCAACGCACCAAUAGAUCCCAAUACCCCCGUCGACCCUAAUGCACCAGUCGAUCCCAACGCACCCGUCGAUCCUAAUGCUCCUGUCGACCCUAAUGCUCCAGUCGACCCCAAUACACCAGUCGAUCCUAACGCACCAGUCGAUCCCAAUGCUCCUGUCGAUCCAAACGCACCUGUGGACCCUAACGCUCCUGUCGAUCCUAACGCACCAGUUGACCCUAAUGCUCCUGUCGAUCCCAACGCACCAGUCGAUCCUAACGCACCAGUUGACCCUAAUGCUCCUGUCGAUCCCAAUGCCCCUGUCGAUCCUAACGCACCAGUCGACCCCAACUCACCUGUCGACCCCAAUGCCCCAGUCGACCCUAACGCUCCUGUCGAUCCUAAUGUACCAGUAGAUCCCAACGCACCCGUCGACCCUAAUGCGCCAGUUGAUCCUAACGCACCAGUUGAUCCCAAUGCCCCGGUCGACCCCAAUGCUCCUGUCGAUCCUAAUGCGCCAGUAGAUCCCAACGCACCUGUCGAUCCCAACGCACCCGUCGAUCCUAAUGCUCCUGUCGACCCUAAUGCUCCAGUCGACCCCAAUACACCAGUCGAUCCUAACGCACCAGUCGAUCCCAAUGCUCCUGUCGAUCCAAACGCACCUGUGGACCCUAACGCUCCUGUCGAUCCUAACGCACCAGUUGACCCUAAUGCUCCUGUCGAUCCCAACGCACCAGUCGAUCCUAACGCACCAGUUGACCCUAAUGCUCCUGUCGAUCCCAAUGCCCCUGUCGAUCCUAACGCACCAGUCGACCCCAACUCACCUGUCGACCCCAAUGCCCCAGUCGACCCUAACGCUCCUGUCGAUCCUAAUGUACCAGUAGAUCCCAACGCACCCGUCGACCCUAAUGCGCCAGUUGAUCCUAACGCACCAGUUGAUCCCAAUGCCCCGGUCGACCCCAAUGCUCCUGUCGAUCCUAAUGCGCCAGUAGAUCCCAACGCACCAGUCGAUCCCAACGCACCAGUCGAUCCUAAUGCCCCUGUCGAUCCUAACGCACCUGUCGACCCCAAUGCUCCUGUCGACCCUAAUGCGCCAGUUGAUCCUAACGCACCAGUUGAUCCCAAUGCCCCAGUCGACCCCAAUGCUCCUGUCGAUCCUAAUGCACCGAACGCACCAGUCGAUCCUAAUGCCCCUGUUGAUCCUAACGCUCCUGUCGAUCCCAAUGCCCCUGUCGAUCCUAACGCACCUGUCGACCCCAACGCACCUGUCGACCCCAACGCCCCGGUCGACCCUAACGUUCCUGUCGAUCCUAAUGCACCAGUAGAUCCCAACGCACCCGUCGACCCUAAUGCGCCAGUAGAUCCUAACGCACCAGUUGAUCCCAAUGCCCCGGUCGACCCCAAUGCUCCUGUCGAUCCUAAUGCACCAGUAGAUCCCAACGCACCAGUCGAUCCGAACGCACCAGUCGAUCCUAAUGCCCCUGUCGAUCCUAACGCACCUGUCGACCCCAAUGCCCCAGUCGACCCUAACGCUCCUGUCGAUCCUAAUGUACCAGUUGAUCCCAACGCACCCGUCGACCCUAACGCACCUGUCGACCCCAAUGCCCCAGUCGACCCCAAUGCUCCUGUCGACCCAAAUGCGCCAGUAGAUCCUAACGCACCUGUCGACCCUAACGCUCCUGUCGAUCCUAAUGCACCAGUGGAUCCUAACGCACCCGUCGAUCCGAACGCACCAGUCGAUCCUAACGCACCAGUCGACCCCAACGCACCUGUCGACCCCAAUGCUCCUGUCGACCCUAAUGCGCCAGUAGAUCCCAAUGCCCCUGUCGAUCCUAACGCACCAGUCGAUCCCAACGCACCAGUCGACCCCAAUGCCCCGGUCGACCCCAAUGCACCAGUCGACCCAAAUGCGCCAGUAGAUCCCAACGCACCAGUCGAUCCCAAUGCCCCUGUCGAUCCUAAUGCACCAGUCGACCCAAAUGCGCCAGUAGAUCCCAACGCACCAGUCGAUCCCAAUGCCCCUGUCGAUCCUAACGCACCAGUCGAUCCCAACGCACCAGUCGACCCUAAUGCCCCAGUCGACCCUAAUGCCCCGGUCGACCCCAAUGCUCCUGUCGACCCUAAUGCGCCAGUCGACCCUAACGCUCCUGUCGAUCCUAAUACGCCAGUAGAUUCCAAUGCCCCUGUCGAUCCUAACGCACCAGUCUAUCCCAACGCACCAGUCGACCCCAAUGCCCCGGUCGACCCCAAUGCUCCUGUCGAUCCUAAUGCGCCAGUAGAUCCCAACGCACCAGUCGAUCCUAAUGCCCCUGUUGAUCCUAACGCUCCUGUCGAUCCCAAUGCUCCAGUCGACCCCAAUGCUCCUGUCGACCCUAAUGCGCCAGUAGAUCCCAAUGCCCCUGUCGAUCCUAACGCACCAGUCGAUCCCAAUGUCCCCGUUGAUCCUAGCCUACCUGGUGGAGUCGAACACGGACGUCCUGGACGCCCUGAAAAACCUGGUCGUCCCGGUCGACCUGGCCGUCCGAACAGACCAAAUUGGCCUAACCAUGAUUCAUCCGCUGAAAAUAACUCCAACGAAUCGAAACCACACAAGCCCGCAUCCAAGGAGGAUACAUCUGUAGAGGACAAGUCCAAAGAAAAGAACAAGGAUAAGGACAAUUCGGCUGAAAAGAAACACGACAAGAGCGAAGAGAAAAAACACGACAAGAGCGAAGAGAAGAAAAACGACAAGAGCGAAGAGAAGAAAAACGACAAGAGCGAAGAGAAGAAACACGACAAGAGUGAAGAAAAGAAGCACGACAAGAGUGAAGAGCAGAAGAGUUCCAAGGAGUCCGAACAUGAUAAAAAGAAGCAGGAGGAAGAAGCCAAGAAGGAGUUGAUCAAAAAGAUUCUAAAGAAGAUCAAGAGCAAGAGAUGCGACGAAGACGACGUGUUCCCCGACGUGAAAGACUGCAAGAAAUACUAUCGUUGUGUCGAGAAAUCCAGUCACAACAAGUUCGUUCAUCUGCGCUGUGAAGAUGAUCAACGUUUCGACAUUGUCAGCAAGAAGUGUGUAAAGAAGAGCAAGGCCACGUGUUUGCCAAAGGAUGAAUGAGUUCAGUUCUUAGCACAUUACAGUUAAGGAUAUGCAUGCGGUUUCCUUAAAUAUGUAAAUAGAUCAUUCAAAAAAAAAUAUUUAUUGUAAUUAAAUUAAACAGUUUUAAACUAUUCGAGAGAUACCAGCAACAAUUUACGAACAAAUAUCAAUUUAUUUGAAAAUAAAAGCAAUUUAAGAAAAUAAAA